Scaptodrosophila lebanonensis is the source of this 2346-nucleotide messenger RNA. It is a transcript of the gene fuss, whose product is annotated as probable cyclin-dependent serine/threonine-protein kinase DDB_G0292550. Gene Ontology annotation, biological process: negative regulation of BMP signaling pathway; negative regulation of transcription by RNA polymerase II. Gene Ontology annotation, cellular component: transcription regulator complex; nucleus. Lineage: Eukaryota; Metazoa; Arthropoda; Insecta; Diptera; Drosophilidae. Gene Ontology annotation, molecular function: SMAD binding; DNA-binding transcription factor activity, RNA polymerase II-specific; RNA polymerase II cis-regulatory region sequence-specific DNA binding. The coding region runs from base 1 to 2346 and encodes 781 amino acids. The transcript has 4 exons. The record is from RefSeq and is a predicted model, not a curated record.
AUGGAUUUUCCCGAGUCCUCGCAAAGAUCAAUUAGAAGCGCAACACCACCCAAUGGAAUGGAAAACGAUCAAAUGCCCAUUACUCAAAGGUCAAAUCACGUUAGCUCAGUCCUGCUUUAUGGAAUACCGAUUGUGUCUUUGUACAUCGAGGGCCAAGAGCGCCUGUGUCUGGCUCAGAUCUCCAAUACGCUGCUGAAGCAGUUCAGCUACAAUGAGAUACACAACCGACGGGUAGCAUUGGGCAUCACCUGUGUCCAAUGCACGCCCGUCCAAUUGGAAAUCCUGCGGAGGGCCGGCGCCAUGCCUGUAAGCUCCCGACGCUGUGGCAUGAUAACGCGCAGGGAGGCGGAGCGUCUAUGUAAGAGCUUCCUGGGUGAUAAUACGCCGCCCAGAUUGCCAGAUGAUUUUGCAUUUAAUGUGCAGCACAAGUGCGCCUGGGGCUGUCGUGGAUCGUUCUUGCCUUCCCGCUACAAUUCCUCGCGGGCCAAGUGCAUUAAGUGUACAUAUUGUGGAAUGUUUUUUUCACCGAACAAAUUCAUAUUUCAUUCGCAUCGCAUAUCGACUAAUGACCGUUAUGUGCAGCCUGAUGCCGCGAAUUUCAACUCCUGGCGGCGUCACAUGAUGCUGAGCGGGCAGCCGCACGAGGAAAUAAUUCAUGCAUGGGAGGACGUCAAGGCGAUGUUUAAUGGCGGAACCAGGAAGCGACUUGUGAGCAGCAGCAGCAAUAGUAACGGGAAUCAAAACUCACCGAACUCGUCGGCGACAAUAAACCACAGCAACAACAACCACAACAACGUGAUAGGCAGCACAUGCAACUCUCCCAGUGAGAGCGAUGAGAAAAUGCAACUCUGCGAUGAAAGUCCCUGCACGAAACGCCCCACAGAUCACCAAUACAACUACAGCACUGUGGCGGCGGCAGCUGCUGUUGUGGGUGUAACGGCCGUGGCGGCGGCCACAGUGGGCGUGCCAUUCAACUUACAUCGCUCAUCGGUAUUAUCGCCACUGCAGCCGUUGCGGAAUGAGCACGAUCUGUCAAUAAUGCCACUAUCGCGUAACUUUGUCGUCGAUUAUAUGUGGCAGCAGCAGCAGAACUCGAAGAAAGCCGGCGAGGCGACGGCCCACAGCUUUGAGACGUGUCCCAUACCUUGGGUGAGACCCGAUUUGAAUGCCACAUCGAGCGCAUCAAAUACUUUGCGACUCAUGCACCACCACCAGCAGCCGUUCAAUGUGAAGAACGAGGCCCAUUCCGCCAUUUGUGGUAUAUUCAAAAAUCGUAAGCUACCUGAUAUUAGCAGCAGCAAUAAUUGCAGUGGGGGCAACGGCAAUGCCAACGCCAAUAAUAAUAGCGCGGGUGGUGGCGGGGAACUGCAGGAUUGCAAUAUUCCGUCGGUAUUCAAUUCCUCUGCGUUCAAGCCGGUGGUUGCCUCGGCGGCCAUCGUAUCUACGUCUCUUUAUGCCGCGCGUUCAAGUGACUCGAACAGCAAUGUCUACAUAAGUCCCGCUCAAUCGACAAGAACAACAACAGUGUUGACACAUAAUACCGUUACGGCAACAACGAACCGCUUGCCAACCAGUGCAAUUUUCCGAUCCGCUUCAAGUACUUUCUCCCCCAUCCUGGACUCGAUGCAAUCGAGUUUGGAAAGCGAACAAGCCGAGUUUUCCGAAUUCGAAACCACACAUUUGUCCUCAGUUGCAAUUAAGAAGAGCAAUAUAGGCAAUGCUGAUAAGUCACUAUCGUCCGAAUCAGUAUCGGACAAAACAUCAUCCCAUAGCGGCAGCCAUUCUGAGAGCCCAAUCGAUAUCGAUGGCUUCACCACGGAUGCUGAGGAUCAGUUUGAUUUAAAAUCGAAUAUUUGCUCAUAUGAUAACAAGAUCAGUCGCUCUUACUUUAAGGUAUGCAAUAAUGAUAAAGAUAAAUUUAUAACGCCAUCAAACGAAGUUAACAUGGAGGAUGAAAUGUUGCCUUUGGACGCCAGCAACGAAUCCAAGUCCACUGAGGAUGCCAAUGAAUUGAAUGGACACAUACGAAAGCUAGCCAAAAAAAAGGGCUCCAAUCAACAAACAGAACGACAAAUCUCCAAAAAAAAAGGUUCAACUAAAGUAAUAAACGAUAAAAUGUUUUCCAAAAUUGUGACAUCUGCGAAACCUAACUUACAGCGUGUCACAUUUCCAGUAUUUUUAAAGUCACAAAUGACUAGUAUUCGUCAGCAUCACCAACGCCAGCCAAGUCCCAAUUCAUUGGGCGACUCUACAAGCAAAUGGAGCUACAGCUAUCCGAUGGGCAAUAUUAGGCAAUUUUAUUGUUACGAAACCACUUCUAAUGAAAAUGGCCCGGAGUUGAAUUAA